Messenger RNA from Daucus carota subsp. sativus, 664 nucleotides. RefSeq names its product monothiol glutaredoxin-S2. NCBI's taxonomy places the organism in Eukaryota, Viridiplantae, Streptophyta, Magnoliopsida, Apiales, Apiaceae. The coding region runs from base 76 to 384 and encodes 102 amino acids. The transcript has a single exon. The record is from RefSeq and is a predicted model, not a curated record.
CUUCCUCACAACUUAAUUGCUUAUCACCAAUCUUCAUACAUUACAUAAUCAAUCUUGAGAUAUCAUCAUUCAUCGAUGGAGAGGGUUACGAGUAUGGUGUCCGAAAGGCCGGUCGUGAUCUUUAGCAAGACUAACUGCUGCAUUAGCCACACUGUCAAGUCACUCUUGCACGAUUUUGGAGUCAAUCCCGUUGUUUAUGAGCUCGAUAAAAUCCCUGGAGGCAGUGAGAUCGAGACUGCCCUGGCAAUGCUGGGCCGCGAUCCGGUGGUGCCAGCCGUGUUUAUUGGUGGUGAACUUGUAGGAGGAGCCAAUGAAGUGAUGAGCCUUCACCUCCAACGCAACUUAAGGCCCAUGCUUACCCGAGCCGGAGCUAUGUGGCUUUAGGUUCAACUCAACUCACAGAUACUACAAGUUAACAACAAUACCAUUUCGUUACUAUGAUGAAGAGACUAUAUAUGAACCCGGCAGUGACUAAUAAUAAUUGCAUUUCACAUGCAAACUACACCGAGUAGCUAACUAAUUAAUGUGUAUCAGUUUCUCUAGAGUGAGUAUUCUAAAGAAGCUUGUUAAUUAAUAAGUGGGUGUUCCUAUAUGAUAUGUACCCAUCAGCCUUUUUAAUGAGCUGAUUUUCUAUAUAUGAUGAAGGAUAUGAUUUUCUUUUUAA